Messenger RNA from Caenorhabditis elegans, 1238 nucleotides. RefSeq names its product F-box domain-containing protein (gene fbxa-152). The transcript has 4 exons. The record is from RefSeq and is marked reviewed. NCBI's taxonomy places the organism in Eukaryota, Metazoa, Nematoda, Chromadorea, Rhabditida, Rhabditidae. Bases 9 to 1145 code for a protein of 378 amino acids.
GUUUAGAAAUGGCCGAAUCAGUACUGGAAAAUCCAAUUUUCAUUCGAUCAUGCAUUCUCUACGAAGUUCUUCACCGCAAGCCAAUACGUGAAAGCUAUAAGAAUUUCUGCGAAAAACUAGGCGAUGACGUCAUGGAUUACAUAGAUUUUGAGUUCUGGUUUUAUCGAUUUUAUGAAGGAAAUCAUGAUUUGAAUUAUGAUCAGAAACUGGAGCCCAAAAACUUGUCGGAUAUGCCAAUUAAAAUACUUCAGCGGAUUUUGAAUGAACUGUGUUUUCGUGACAAGAUGGUCCUUCAAAAAGUUUGCCGAAUCUUGCGAAAAGUUGUCCCGGAAAUUGAUGCGGUAGCUCACAGUGCAGUGAGUUUUCGAAUGUGCAGAGAUUGGGCAUUUCUCGAAUUUUCUAAACAUGAAAUUGUAUAUCGAGAAUUCGAAGGCGGUUGCAUUGUGAAGUAUGAGGAUUAUGCAAAAUCUGUCAUAGGAGGAAACCAGUUGGAAUUGGCAUUGAACGACUUUUCCAACUUUCUAAAAUGUCCAAAGCUUCAUCUUAAAAUUUUCGGCGUCACAUUUUCAAGUGCUGUUGGGGAAGAAGCCCGUCAGAAGGUGAUCGAGACGGUUGGAACUUUGAAAUGGCCGAAUUUAAAAACUGUAUUUUUCAAUGGAAUCCAUCAAUCUGAAAUCAAGCCCAUGAUUGCUUGUUUCAAUUCAGAAACAAUCGAGCACAUUAUUCUAGACGUUUCUCGAGAUUCAAGUGAUUUUGAGUUGAAUGCAGAUGUCUAUGAGUCGGCGCAAUGGAAACAUGCCAAAAUUAUUCAGAUUUGCGGGGAUUGCGAACUUUUAAUUCCUUUUGCAAACUUGGCUCAUUUGGUGGCAUUCGAGAUUCCGCUUCAGUCGUUUACAAAAGAAUAUGCAUUAGAAAUAAAACAACAUCUCGACAAUUUCCCUACCAACUUGCAAAAGGCGAUUUUCCGAAGCUUAAUCACGGACCCCAUUGAAAUCGCAAGGGUCUUCGACCCAGAUCAUGAAGGUGAUGCAGUCAACAUUCUGGAAUACAAUACGACUAGUUCACGAUUCGUUAUCCAGUGCGAGGCUUAUAAGUUUGCAGUUGAGAAAAGAGAUGAUAGUGUAGAAGAUCAGCCAACACUUUAAAUAGUUUGCAAUUAUUCUUUAGGUUGUAUAAUAAAUUGUCAUGUUUUAUAUCAAUUAAAUUAUGUUUUGUAUAAACUAAAUUGAAAUUUAUAA